UAUAAAAUUACAAACCUAGGUGUGGCGCCAUCGCUCUGUUGAACUCUGUAAUUCAUGGUGAAGCUUCCCGUGAACCAACAACAAUGGCGAUCAGACCAUUCUUCUCCGUUGCCAGGGCUAUACAACUGCUCUUCCAAUCUCCUCGCUUCCAUUCAAAUCUUCGUCAAACCCACAACCCCAAGGACCAUCUUCUUCUAUCUCCUCCGUCAUUUGGCCAUUACUGCACAACCCGCCACCUAUCAUCUCAACCCCUCCCCAACCCACAAUCCGGCUCCGAUCACCCACCCCCUUCGCCAGAACUCGUCAACGAACUCGCUCGCGUACUCAGCGACUUCCGAAACCCCCGCCACGACCUCGACUCCGCCCUGAAUCCCUUCGCUCCCUGUAUAUCCUCCGAUUUGGUUGAGCAAAUCCUGAAGCGCUGCAAAAAUCUCGGCUUCUCCGCUCACCGGUUCUUCCACUGGGCUCAGCGUUUGCCGGGUUUUCACCACAGUGAGGAGAGCCAUCGCAUUCUCGUUGAUAUAUUAGGAAGCAGCAAGCAGUUCCCCUUGGUCUGGGAUUUUCUUGCGGAGAUGAGAGAGACUCGUUGUUGCCGGAUAAGCCCGGAGAUUUUCUGGCUCAUUUUCCGGGCUUACAGUCGAGCCAAUUUACCCGCGGAUGCAAUUCGGGCUUUUAACAAAAUGGUUGAUUUUGGCUUUCAACCUGGCGGUGAUGACAUUGACCACUUGUUGUAUGCCCUGUGUAAAAGGAAGCACGUGAAGGAUGCUCAGCAAUUCUUUGACAGAGUAAAGUUUGAGAUGGUGCCAAGUGCAAAGACAUACAGUAUUCUUAUUGGAGGUUGGGGUGAAAUUGGUGAAUCUGCUGAGGUCUGUAAACUGUUCGAUGAAAUGCUUGAACGAGGGUGUUCAGUGGAUUUGCUUGCUUAUAAUUGUGUGUUGCAGUCUUUGUGUAAAGGGGGAAAUGUCCAAGAAGCCUAUAGGUUAUUUCGUGAGAUGAGGUCGAAGGGACUUGAACCAGAUGCCUUUACUUACUCAAUCUUCAUUCAUGCUUCUUGCGAGGCAAAUGAUGUUCAUUCAGCCUUCCGGGUACUUGACAGAAUGAAAAGAUAUGAUCUUGUGCCAAAUGUAUAUACUUUCAACUGUAUUAUCAAGAGACUGUGUAAGAACGAUAAGGUGGAAGAGGCUUACAAAAUCUUAGAUGAGAUGAUAAGUAGAGGGGUGACACCAGAUGUAUGGAGUUAUAAUGCAAUCCUGGCUUCCCAUUGCGAUCAUAAUGAAGUUAACAAGGCUCUCAGGCUGAUAUCAAGGAUGGGCCAAGAUUCGUGUCUGCCAGAUCGGCAUACAUAUAAUAUGGUGCUUAAAAUGCUAAUUAAGGUGGGUAGAUUUGACAGAGUCGCAAAAGUUUGGGAGAGGAUGGAAGAAAGUAGAUUUUAUCCUUCAGUCUCAACCUAUGCUGUGAUGGUUCAUGGCCUCUGUAAGAAGAAAGGGAAACUGGAGGAUGCAUGUAGAUACUUUGAAAUGAUGAUUGACGAAGGAAUACCACCAUAUUCUUCUACAUGUGAAUUGUUGAGGAACCGACUGAUAGGCUUAGGAUUUUCAGAGAAGACACAGAUUCUUGCAGAUAAGAUGGAAAGAAGCACUUCUCGAUCUGUGCAAGAGCUGUAUAAGAUUAUGAGAGGUGGUAGGGAGAAUGCAAGAUUACAAAGUGAAAAAGAAAGCUCAGAUGAGAGUGAUGGGUAAUUGACUAUUAAGGCUCUAUUAUUAUUGUUCCAAGAGUUUAUUGUUGCAUGACUUGAGGCCUUGAAAUUAGAUUCCAGCCACAUUAAUUGGGCAUGUUUAGUAAGAUUCUGAUAUUGAUGUGCUGAAAUUUCAUUAUUUUGGAAAUAUAAGGAUGUUUCUAAUAAACUUGAAGCAGCAGAAUUGGGAAAAGUUGUGUGGUUCCAACAAUUAAAUCUUGCUGAAGCAAGUUCUGCUGUUGGCAUUGGUAUGUUGGUUCAGUUUGCAUAUCAAGAUAUGGGAGUGUGGUAGGACCCUAGCUUUGCCUCGCUGCCUUUAAUUCACAUGUUCAAUUUGAUGGUUUUCUGCUC
Diospyros lotus (date-plum) is the source of this 2086-nucleotide messenger RNA. RefSeq names its product pentatricopeptide repeat-containing protein At1g52640, mitochondrial. Lineage: Eukaryota; Viridiplantae; Streptophyta; Magnoliopsida; Ericales; Ebenaceae. The transcript has a single exon. Bases 84 to 1739 code for a protein of 551 amino acids. Gene Ontology annotation, molecular function: protein binding. The record is from RefSeq and is a predicted model, not a curated record.